This is a messenger RNA of Bombus pyrosoma, 351 nucleotides long. Its product is annotated as inner centromere protein A-like. The record is from RefSeq and is a predicted model, not a curated record. Gene Ontology annotation, biological process: mitotic cytokinesis; positive regulation of protein serine/threonine kinase activity; metaphase chromosome alignment. Gene Ontology annotation, molecular function: protein serine/threonine kinase activator activity. Gene Ontology annotation, cellular component: chromosome passenger complex; midbody; nucleus. The annotation marks the transcript as partial. The transcript is spliced from 2 exons. Lineage: Eukaryota; Metazoa; Arthropoda; Insecta; Hymenoptera; Apidae.
UAUGGCUCCAAACAGCAAGGUUCAACCACUUACGUUUUGGGUAGUAAACCUGACAACGACGAAUCAGAUGAUGAAUCGAGGCCAAAGCAUACAACUCCACAUUGGACACAAUCGCACAUACGUGAAAACCAACUAGCGAUGCAGAGAUACAUUCCGAAGAAAGCAGUCUCUAAAUUCUUUGGUAGCAGAAAAUGCACACCAAAUUUAAGUGAAAUGUUUGAAAACAUAGAUUCAAGUUCAUUGCAACGCACGUCCAGUGCAAUAUGGGAGACACCACCGCGUUAUUUCAAGGUGGAAAACGAAGAAGAAGUAUAAUUUGUUAACCUAGAUGUUAUUGAUUUUACAUUAUGC